AUGCGCUUUCGCGCAAACAUCGAGCAUCCAGGCAGUAGAGAAAUUCAGAAGCGCUGCAUCAUCAAGUUUAGCGGGAACGAGAUGCACAUCAUCUGCAACACUGAGGCGGGCGAGGGCGGCGUCCAAGUGUGGUCGCAGAUCAAGGUCACCUCCCUGUUCACAGACUACCGCAUACAGUCGAACGCGAACAACGAGAUCUAUUUGUCGCUCUCCACGGAGGCAAUGACGGCCGCGCUCAGGUCAGCAGCGGCACCGUCGGGUCAGCAGGCUGCGCUUGCGGCAGAUGCGGAGGUGGUUAUGAAGUGCGCUUGCGAAGAGGACGAGGUUGCGGUCCUGACGUUCGAGAUCGCGACGACGACACGGAUGGGCCGGUACGUCCGGAUUGCGCACGACGAGCCGAUGUGCCCUGAGCCUGAGCUGCGCGCCGUCGUGGAACGUAAUCGGUAUCCGGCCAACUUGUCGGGAUGCUUGCAGCUGUGCGCCCAGACCGACAGCUCGCGCGUAGACGUAUCGUGGAACGGGCUGUCUAACCCAGAAUGGCACACAGGAUCCGGACAACUCGGACGCGCGCGACCCACGACGCUGUACGGCGUCCUCGUGUCUCUCAGGAGCCUCAGAACGCCACCGUUGCUCACGCACCAUGUGUCCGUAGGCAUAUGCCAGAACCACUGCAUCAUACUGUAUGUGUACAUCGGCGAGAUGGCGGAGGCAGGUGGCAUUCUGACGUUCUACAUCCCGGCUAUUAUCGAGUGACCCCGCCGCCUCCGCGCGUUUCUUGUCCUCCGCGUUUCGGAUCUUGAGUGAUCAUCCACCGUCUGUUUCUGUUGUUGGUGCUCGCCCCAUCGUGAUAUCCGCCUGCUGUAUCUAUAGCUUCCUCUCGCUGCUGUGGGCGCGCUCGCCGUUGUACUGCUUCAUCCGUUAUCGCAUCUCA
Molecule: messenger RNA, 931 nt
Organism: Fomitopsis serialis
Lineage: Eukaryota; Fungi; Basidiomycota; Agaricomycetes; Polyporales; Fomitopsidaceae
Product: Hus1-like protein-domain-containing protein
Exons: 9
Coding region: 1-753 (250 amino acids)
Biological process (GO): mitotic DNA replication checkpoint signaling; double-strand break repair via homologous recombination; telomere maintenance
Cellular component (GO): site of double-strand break; nucleolus; checkpoint clamp complex
Source: RefSeq, a predicted model, not a curated record